AUGGGUCCUGUUCUCAAGAAAUACAAGGCAGUAGCAGUGAAUGCUGAGCCUGGCUGGUUCAAUCUCGAAGAAUCUGUCCGACGCACCGUUCACUGGAUUGACGAAGCCGGAAAAGCAGGCUGCAAAUUCAUCGCGUUCCCUGAGCUGUCUGAUCAAAGAGAAGGGAUUCCCGGUUACCCUUACUGGAUGUGGAAGGUCAACUAUCAGGAGAGUCUGCCAUUGCUCAAGAAGUACCGUGAGAACAGUCUCCCCUCGGACUCGGAUGAGAUGCGGCGCAUCCGUGAAGCUGCGCGCAAGAACAAGAUUUUUGUCUCUCUUGGGUAUUCCGAGGUUGAUCUGGCCAGCCUGUACACCACUCAGGUUAUGAUCAACCCGGCUGGGGAGAUCAUCAACCACCGUCGCAAGAUCAGGGCUACUCACGUCGAGCGUCUUGUCUUUGGUGACGGGACCGGCGAUACCACUGAAUCAGUGAUGGACACUGAGAUUGGGCGAAUCGGACACUUGAACUGCUGGGAAAACAUGAACCCUUUCCUCAAGGCAUAUGCUGCCUCUCUGGGAGAACAGGUCCAUGUCGCUGCCUGGCCUCUGUACCCCGGCAAAGAAACGCUCAAGUAUCUCGACCCAUAUACGAAUGUCGCUGAGGCUAAUGCCGAUCUCGUGACUCCUGCCUAUGCCAUUGAGACUGGAACAUUUACUCUCGCCCCUUGGCAGACCAUCACUACGGAAGGAAUCAAGCUCAACACCCCUCCUGGAAAGGACCUCGAGGAUCCCCACAUUUACAACGGCCACGGUCGUAUCUUCGGACCCGAUGGUCAGAACCUCGUCCCUCACCCGGAUAAGGACUUUCAGGGUCUUCUUUUCGUUGACAUCGACCUUGAUGAAAUCCAUCUGACCAAAUCAUUGGCUGAUUUCGGUGGUCACUAUAUGAGACCGGACUUGAUCCGCCUGCUAGUAGACACCAACCGCAAGGACUUGAUUGUGCACGAGGACCGAGUCAACGGGGGUCUAGUGUACCGGAAAACUGUGGACCGUGUUGGGCUUUCGAUCCCUCUGGACAGCCCACCUGCAGUGGCAGAGUUGACUACAGAGUAG
Molecule: messenger RNA, 1092 nt
Organism: Penicillium diatomitis
Lineage: Eukaryota; Fungi; Ascomycota; Eurotiomycetes; Eurotiales; Aspergillaceae
Product: carbon-nitrogen hydrolase family protein
Exons: 5
Coding region: 1-1092 (363 amino acids)
Biological process (GO): cyanide catabolic process
Molecular function (GO): cyanide hydratase activity
Source: RefSeq, a predicted model, not a curated record